GCCCAAAACCCUAUAAAUGUGGUCUUAAAUGAAAGCUCCUCCAUCCAACCCCAAAACCCAUAUCUCUCUCUCCCUCUCUCCCUGCGGUGUAAUUCUCUUUUGAUUCCUGUUAGUUUCAAAUUGAAUUGCAGCCGGGGAAAGGGAAAGAGUGGUGAGAAUGGACUUGAAACAGCGAUCGAUCAAACCCCACCUCCACAGAAUCCCUUCCUCUGCGGCAUUUCCACCGUCCAAUAUCAAGGCCAAGGCCGCCAAGGUGGUCAUGGUCGACGAGGAUUCCCCAAAGGCCUCCGACGCCCUGCCCCUCCCUCUGUACAUCACAAACGGCGUUUUCUUCACCCUAUUCUUCUCUGUGGUCUACUACCUCCUCACCCGCUGGAGGGAGAAGAUCCGAAACUCCACCCCUCUCCACGUCGUCACCCUCUCCGAAAUCGCUGCCAUCGUUGCGUUUGUCGCCUCCUUCAUCUACCUCCUUGGCUUCUUUGGCAUCAGCUUCGUCCAGUCCUUGAUAAUCCCCCGCUCUUCCCACGAUGACGUCUGGGCCGCCGAUGAUGACCUUGACCUUGACAACAUCAUCCUCAAGGAAGAAACUCGCUCCGUUCCUUGUGCUGCCGCCGCCAUAGUCGAUUGCCCCUCACUCCCCUCCCCCAAACCCCAACCCCACAAGGCCAACGUCGAUGAUGUUCUCCCUCUUCCUAAUAAUACUACAUCAUCGGAAGAAGAAGACGAGGAGAUUAUCAAGUCUGUGGUGGCCGGAACCACUCCCUCUUAUGCCCUGGAGUCCAAGCUCGGGGAUUGCUACAGAGCCGCCGCGAUUAGGCGGGAGGCAUUACAGAGGAUGACAGGGAAGUCGGUGGAAGGGUUGCCCUUGGAUGGAUUCGACUACCAGUCAAUACUGGGGCAGUGCUGCGAGAUGCCUAUUGGGUAUGUUCAGGUCCCAGUUGGUAUUGCGGGUCCUCUUUUGCUGGACGGCAGGGAGUAUUCGGUUCCCAUGGCCACAACUGAGGGUUGUUUGGUGGCCAGUACAAACAGGGGAUGCAAGGCCAUUUACGCUUCCGGUGGGGCCUCCAGUGUCCUGUUAAAAGAUGGGAUGACCAGGGCUCCUGUUGUCAGGUUCGGCACUGCCAAGAGGGCCGCCGAUUUGAAGUUCUUCUUGGAGGACCCCCUCCAUUUCGACACCCUCUCCCUCGUUUUUAAUAGGUCUAGCCGAUUUGGUAGGCUACAGAGCAUUAAGUGUGCAAUUGCUGGGAAGAAUCUGUACAUGAGGUUCUGUUGCAGCACAGGAGAUGCCAUGGGAAUGAACAUGGUCUCGAAAGGUGUACAGAACGUUUUGGAUUUCCUUCAGAAUGACUUCCCUGACAUGGAUGUCAUCGGCAUCUCUGGAAACUUCUGUUCCGACAAGAAGCCAGCUGCAGUGAACUGGAUCGAAGGAAGGGGGAAGUCAGUUGUAUGUGAGGCAAUCAUUAAGGAGGAGGUGGUGAGGAAGGUGCUAAAGACCGACGUUGGUUCCUUGGUGGAGUUGAACAUGCUCAAGAACCUUACGGGUUCAGCAAUGGCGGGAGCACUGGGUGGAUUCAACGCCCAUGCGGGUAAUAUUGUAUCAGCAGUGUUUCUAGCCACAGGCCAAGACCCAGCUCAAAACGUGGAGAGUUCCCACUGCAUCACCAUGAUGGAAGCAGUCAACGAUGGCAAGGACCUUCACGUAUCCGUUACAAUGCCUUCUAUUGAGGUUGGAACAGUUGGAGGUGGUACCCAACUAGCAUCUCAGUCAGCAUGUCUGAACCUGCUUGGGGUGAAGGGUGCGUGCAAAGAUUCGCCCGGAUCAAACGCAAGGCUGCUGGCUACCAUUGUAGCUGGUUCGGUUCUAGCAGGGGAGCUCUCCCUCAUGUCAGCAAUUGCAGCUGGACAGCUUGUCAAGAGUCACAUGAAGUACAACAGAUCAAACAAAGAUGUUUCUAAACCGGCUUCCUAACUUUUGGGCAUAUAUUCAUCAGCUUGUAACUAACUCCAGAGGAAAAUUGGUGUAUCCUUAUACUACUUCAACAAUUCUAGUGCUGGAUGUUCAUAACUGAAAGGAUGUUGGAGGGGUGAGGAAACCGGGGAAGGUGGAAAGUUUGCACUGGUUUUGGUUAUUUUGUUGUUGUGCUACUCUUGUAUUCAUUGUUUUGGAAUUCCGUUUCCAGUACUGAAAUCCCAUGUUUCGAUUUACAAUAAGCUACUACCGUACCAAUGAUAAUCAAUCUAAAGUCUGUCA
Rhododendron vialii is the source of this 2251-nucleotide messenger RNA. RefSeq names its product 3-hydroxy-3-methylglutaryl-coenzyme A reductase-like. Bases 158 to 1969 code for a protein of 603 amino acids. The record is from RefSeq and is a predicted model, not a curated record. Lineage: Eukaryota; Viridiplantae; Streptophyta; Magnoliopsida; Ericales; Ericaceae. The transcript has 3 exons. Gene Ontology annotation, cellular component: endoplasmic reticulum membrane; peroxisomal membrane. Gene Ontology annotation, biological process: coenzyme A metabolic process; isoprenoid biosynthetic process; sterol biosynthetic process. Gene Ontology annotation, molecular function: hydroxymethylglutaryl-CoA reductase (NADPH) activity; protein binding.